Molecule: messenger RNA, 4262 nt
Organism: Myotis daubentonii (Daubenton's bat)
Lineage: Eukaryota; Metazoa; Chordata; Mammalia; Chiroptera; Vespertilionidae
Gene: PRMT2IP
Product: PRMT2 interacting protein
Source: RefSeq, a predicted model, not a curated record
CGCCCCGCUCGGGACCGCAGACGGCGCCCGGCAGCGACGCAAGCGGCCGCGGGGAAGUUGGCUCCGGCUCGGAGCUCACCGCGAGUUCCCGCGCAGGGCGCAGCCGGACAAGAACCCACGGCCUCGGCGGCGCUGGAGGAUGUGGCCGCGGCCCGGGACGGCAGCAGCGGCCCGCCUGACGCCCUGCAGGUCAGAAGUUGAGUAGCUGGGGCCCCGGAGGGCUUGAAGCCUUUUCACAGUGAUGGCGGAGAAGCGUCCACGGGGCACCCUGGGGCCUAUGAUGUACAGCAAGCUGCCCCGUCUAGAGGUCGACUCAGGACCCAGGCACAGCCUGGGCCCCUCUGCUGCUAACCAGGACCCCUGUAAUUACAAGGGUGCCUACUUCUCCUGCUCCAUGGGGGGUGUUCCCCAAACAGGGUCUGGACAGUUGGCCUCCUGGACCCCGUACCCAACCUUGUAUCCUACCAGCGUAGCAGGACCCCCACUUCGGGAAGACAGCCUGUUGACCAGUUGCCUGCUCUAUCGCCCACCAGCAGGAAGCUCUGAGAAGGUGCAGGACUCUGGCCCUGUUGAGCUCCUGCCCUUUAGUCCCCAGACUCAUUCCUACUCAAGCCCACCACUGGCGGCACCCAAACCUGUCUAUCGCAGCCCUCUGUGUUAUGGACUCUCAACUUGCCUGGGGGAAGGAGCAGCAAAGAGGUCACUGGAUGUUGAUUGGACACUGGUGACUGGGGCCCUAUUACCCCCAGCCAACCCCCAUUGUUCUCUGACUCUGGCUUCUGGCAAGGGCCAGUCCCUGGAUGGUACCUUCUUACAUGGGGUGCCAGUUGGGGGAUCUGGCAAAGACUCCUCAGGGAGUUUUUCCCCUCGCCAGGCAUUCCUGGACAAGUAUCAGACCAGUCACAGCACAGGCUUCCUAGCCUCCAAGUAUGCAGGUUCUUACUCUGGGGACCCCAAGCAGGGAUUGUCCGAGGGACUCCCCAAUCCUUGGACCCAGUUGGCUCAACCCCUCCGCCCAGCCUAUCAGGAUACAGUGCCCUCCCCCUACCCACUGCCCCACCCUCCACAGGCUCUGUCUUGCCCUCCAGCCUGUCACUAUCCAGAGAAGCAGAGCAGCUACAGCUCAGUGCCCCCAUCGCAGCCUCUGGGAGCGCACAAGGGAGUUGGGUACCUAACUGGUGGGCUGAAUAGCCCCUACCUGAGGCAGCAGACAGCCCAGACACCUUGUAUGCCCCCAGUGGGGCCGGACAUUUAUUCCUACCCCUCUGUCCCCCUCCCAGUUCCCUCACCAGGCCUCAAGCUGGAGCCACCUCUCACUCCACGGUGCCCACUAGACUUUGCCUCCCAGACACCGGGCUUUCCUUAUGCACGGGAUGACCUCUCUUUCUAUGGAACAUCCCCGGGGCUCAGAGGGGCAUUGCCUUCCCAGAACAGUGUUCAGGCUAUGCCACAGCCCAGUGCCUUCCAGCGAACAUUCCAGCCCUUGCCUGCCAGUCAGCCGUGCCCAGAGCCUGUGAGGCCUGUAGAGAAGCCAGUGCAGGAAGCUGAGGAGACCAUCUGGCUGCCCAGCUGCAGGAAAGAACAGCUCAAUGAGCACCCCGGGGCACCCAUUGUUAUUGGAGAUAGUCCAGAUCCCCGCACCCCACCAGCACUCCCCCACUGUGGCCAAGAGCACCCAUCUCUUCCACAGAACCAGGACACACUGCCCCCUGGCUCUCCACCCAUGCCCAUUAUUGACAAUGUCUUCAGCCUGGCCCCCUACCGUGACUAUCUGGAUGUGCAGACACCUGAGGCUACACCUGAGCCUGACCCAGCCCCCAAGGGCAGCCAUGACAAAGACUCCAGGAGAACCUUGUCUACCCAGGAGGCCCCUUUGGGGGUGCAUUGCCCACUUAGGGAAGAAGUAGCACUGGACUUAAGUGUGAAGAAGCCCAUGACAGAGCCUCUUCCUAUCAAGGUCCCUAGUCCUAGGGUGCACUCCAAGCUCCCAGUAGCUGUGGGUGUGUCAGGUGUGGGGAACACAGUCUCCAAGCUCCCUGGGGUGUCAACAACUACAGAGACCACCCCAAAAACCAACUUCCACAGUUCCGUGGCCUUCAUGUUCCGAAAAUUCAAGAUCCUCCGGCCAGCACCCUUGUCUGCAACCAUGGUCCCAUCUGUGCCCACCUCGGUCCCUGCCUCUGACCAGCCUGUACCCACCUCUACAUCUGUGCCCACUGGACUACAGAUUCUCAAACAGCCCUUGCCCGUGGCCUGCUUUGACCUGGCACUGUCCAGUCUUCCAGGUAUAUCUGUGGUCGGCCCAGCACCUACUCUGUCUCCAUCACCUGCUCCAGCUCGGGCCCCGACUCCAGCUACUUCCCCUGUCACAGUGGAUUCCCCAGAGCAACACUUUGCAGGACUGCAUGAGUCCCUGUGUGAUGCCAUCUCAGGCUCAGUGGCUCACUCCCCACCCGAGAAGCUGCGUGAAUGGCUUGAGAUGGCUGGGCCUUGGGGCCGGGCAGCAUGGCAGGAUGGGCAGGCUGUGCAGGGGCUGUUGGGCAAGCUGCUCUCCCAGUUGCAGCGCUUCGUGUGCACGCAGCAGUGCCCCUUCCCCCACGUGGUGCGGGCCGGCGCCAUCUUUGUGCCCAUCCACCUGGUGAAGGAGCGGCUCUUCCCGGGGCUGCCGCCCGCCUCUGUGGACCACGUGCUACAGGAGCACCGCGUGGAGCUCCGGCCCACCACGCUGUCGGAGGAGAGGGCGCUGCGGGAGCGAGCCCUGCGCGGCUGCACCUCACGCAUGCUGAAGUUGCUGGCACUGCGCCAGCUGCCUGAAAUAUACCCUGACCUGCUGGGCCUGCAGUGGCGCAACUGUGUACGCCGCCAGUUGGUGUUCAGCAUAUCCAGUGUUAGGUCAUGGCAGCCCAGAAUCUUCAAGGAAGUGUCACCAGUAGGGGGUCCUCCAUGUCCCCACUGGUUACCUGUGGAAGUGUGCUUCUUGGGAUGCCGCUGGAAUAAGAAUUUCCAGAUGCCCCCACGGGAGGAUAAGGCCACAAGUUUUGUCUGGAAAACACAUUUCCCUGUGUUUCAAGAGCUCUGCUUAAACCUUGUUGGAAGGGUUUUAGCACUCACACAGUCAGCCUUGUAACGGAGCUGUUUAGCUUGGAGGAGGCUCAGGUGCAACUCUCUUUGGUCCUCCCAAAUGUGGGUUCAUCUGACACCAGGUGCACUCGUGGGGGAGUGAGUGCCAUGUUUGCCUUGGCCCCCAAGAUCGGCCCCCUGGGCCUGUCUCCAGAAAGGGCUGGUAAUGGCAUGGCCAAAGCAACCAGCGAUUGGAAGAGUCUGAGAAUUACAGUGAAACUGACAUCAGAACAGACAGGCCCAGAUUGAGUUAGUGCCUCCUGCUUCUUCCCUGCUCAUCAAAGCUCUCAAAGAACUAUGGAGAGUUAGAAAGAAGCAAAAAAAAUUAAGCACAGUGGAAAUAUCACUUUUAAUGAGAUAAUCAACAUUGCCCAACAGAUGCAGCACUGAUCUUUAGCUAGAGAACUCUCUGGAACCAUUAAAGAGAUCCUGGGGACUGCCCAGUCUGUGGGCUUCAAUGUUGAUGGCCACCACCCUCAUGACAUCAAAGAUAACAUCAACAGUGUUGCAGUGGAAUGCCUGGCUAGUUAAGAUCUACAAAGUAGGAGAAACCAAGAUGGUAGCAUAGAUAAACACCAGAAAUUGCUGCCUCCCACAACAACUUCAAAAUACAACGAAAAGACAAAACGGGCAUCAUCCAGAACUACAGGAAGGCUGGCUGAGUGGAAAUUCUACAACUAGAAGGAAAAAGAAAAGCACACUGAGAGGCAGAGGAGGUGCGGAAGUAAAGUGCAGAGGUACAAAGGGUUGAGCGCACGCACGGAAAGGGGCUGGCACCUGAGGAUGCGGCUGUCUUUUUGAAUCGGGAGGGAGUGACAAGUUCCUGACUGCUCUGAACUCUGGUUCCGGGAAGUCUCUGGGGACCCAGUACUCAUACAGGGAGAAACUGGACUGUCUGGCAUCGGGCAGAACUCGGAACUUGAGGGCGGCUUUCCCUCAGAGGUGCUUGCAGCAAUUACCGGGACACUGAGAUACGGGGCACCUUAGGGCAGGGCUGAGGAUCUGCCAUAGCUGCUUGCUCUGCCCUUUGGUUCCCUGAGACCCCACCCCGCCCAGGCUGCAGCAGAGGCUUUUGCAUAUGAAUGCCCUGGCCCUUUGCAACCUGAAAAUUACCUAACAAAUUGCAGCUGGGCCAGACAGAC